Molecule: messenger RNA, 2143 nt
Organism: Neoarius graeffei (lesser salmon catfish)
Lineage: Eukaryota; Metazoa; Chordata; Actinopteri; Siluriformes; Ariidae
Gene: dtd1
Product: D-aminoacyl-tRNA deacylase 1
Exons: 6
Coding region: 125-844 (239 amino acids)
Biological process (GO): tRNA metabolic process
Cellular component (GO): cytoplasm
Molecular function (GO): D-tyrosyl-tRNA(Tyr) deacylase activity
Source: RefSeq, a predicted model, not a curated record
UAAAGCUAAUUAGCCCUUACGUUAUCGUCAAAGGGAAAACUGCUGUCUCCCCCGUUUAAGGAUAUCUCUGGCUAUUCUGGGGCAACCGGAAAUCCAAACAUCGAAUAGAUACCGGGUCGAAACCAUGAAAGCAGUCAUUCAAAGAGUCACUAAAGCGAGUGUAAUAGCUGGGGACAACUUCAUCAGUUCCAUUGGAAGAGGCAUUUGUGUUUUGGUUGGGAUUUCAACCGAGGACACACAGAAGGAUGCAGAUUACAUAGUCCGUAAGGUCCUGAAUCUGCGUUUAUUUGAGGAUGAGAAUGGCUGUGCAUGGAAACACAGUGUAAUGGACAAGGGGUUCGAGGUGUUAUGUGUGAGUCAGUUCACACUGCAGUGUUGUCUCAAAGGAAACAAGCCAGACUUCCAUUCAGCAAUGCCUGCUGAUUUUGCUCAGCCCUUUUACAACAGCAUUCUGGAGCAGCUGAGGACUGCAUACAAACCAGAACUCAUCAAAGAUGGCCAGUUUGGAGCUUACAUGCAAGUAAACAUUCAAAAUGAUGGCCCUGUCUCCAUUCAUUUGGAGUCUCCUCAUGCUCCCAUGGAUGCCAAACAGUUAUCCAAACUAGAAAAGCAGCAGCAGCGUAAGGAAAAAACAAGAAGAAAAGGCAACUCAGAAUCUAGCAUGGACAGGGGUGCCUUACAUUCUAAUGUGGACCCCAGUGCUAGUAGUGGAGCAGAGGGAGAGUUGUCUUCAAAAAAAGUGCAACAGACACCACGACUGAUUUUCCGCAAAACGCGAUUUCUCUGCUCAACCAAUCGCAGCGCACCAUUCAAAUAUAGAAACAGUAAUAGCAGCUCCCACUGACUAUCAACAUCAUGGAGGAUUCUCAUCUUUUAGUGAGAUUUUGAAUGAAAUAAAUGAAUAACUUUGAUGGAAUCAAACAUGUCUUAUCUUCAUGUUUUAUAUUAUUAUUCCAGUAGAGAAUGUGGUCCAAUGUUAUUUUCCACUUGGAGUGCACCUGAUUCCUCCUGGGAUCUAGAUAAGCCAAGUAAUUAGUUGGUUAGUUAGUUAAUUAAGGCACUGCCUGAAAGCAGAGCUCCUGAUGAGUGUAGAAUGUGUUAGUAAAUAACAUAUUUUUUUAAAAGCAAAUUAAAAAUCAGUGCUGGGUAAAAACCCAUCUAAAUAAUGUAAAUAAAGAUACAAAUUUCAUUAGCCGGUGGUCAAGUGUUUGAGAGACAUUUGCCUUACACUUACAGUUGGGUUCUCUGUGGUCCAAUAUAAGAGAUGGUCAUAUGUGUUGAGAGGCUGUCAUAUGUGUAGAUCAACUUUACUUUUUGUUUCUUGUUAUAUUUCUCACACACAUUUUUUUUAUUGAGGUAAUGGAUUGAUAGCAUUUUGGGGAAAAAACCUGUCAUAGAUAUAUCGCAUUUUGGAGAAAAAAAAAAUAAUUUUUUAAAAUAAAAUGUAAAAAAAUCAAAAUCUAGACUUGCAUUUUUAAUGUUAUUACAAGGGUGGCACAGUGGUGUAGUGGUUAGCACUGUUGCCUCACAGCAAGAAGGUCCUGGGUUUGAGCCCAGCGGCCGACGAGGGCCUUUCUGUGUGGAGUUUACAUGUUCUCCCUGUGUCUGCAUGGGUUUCCUCUGGGUGCUCCGGUUUCCCCCACAGUCCAAAGACAUGCAGGUUAGGCUAAUUGGUGGCUCUAAAUUGACUGUGAAUGGUUGUUUGUCUCUAUGUGUUAGCUCUGCAAUGACCUGGCGACUUGUCCAAGGUGUACCCUGCCUUUCACCCAUAGUCAGCUGGGAUAGGCUCCAGCUUGCCUGCGACCCUGUAUAGGAUAAGCAGCUACAGAGGAUGGAUGUUAUUACAACCUCAUAGUGUUGUAUUAAAGUUUCAAACAGGUUUCGAGGAUGUGAUUCUUCCGGAUUUUUCCGGAAUUCCGGAUUUUCAGGCAUAAAAAUGCGACCCUCGUGAAUCAUGCAAAUUCGUUGUUUUUUUUUUGGGGGGGGGGGGACCACAUUACCACAUUAUCCAUAGACAUAUAAACAUAUGCUGCGUUCAUGUGCUAUGGGAAGAUGAUAUUUUCCAGUUGGGAAGUGGUAUUUACCAGUGUGUUGUGUUCACAUGCUUUUGUUGUUGUUGACCAAUUAAAGAUGGUGGACCAGA